CAGCCACUCAGGGAACCCGAGACGUCGCGGAAUCUGUCGAUCCAGAGCCUGAUCUCGGCGCCCGCAGCAGUGGAUCACAACGCGUUUGAGAAUGGCGGUGAGCGCGGCAUGAAGCGGAAGGGAAGCGACAUCAUCGAUAGGGAUGAAGAUGCGAUGGCGAGGAGCAGUCGUGGCACGAGUGUGAUGUCCACUACUGGGUUGAGCAUGGAGGAUCCCGACGUGCGGGAUGCCGUCGAGGCGCUGGGCGGAUUGAAGGCAGACUUUGCGCAUCCCCUUACCGCGCCGAACUCUCCUCCAAACCAGCAGGAACCCCUCCUCAACCUAAUCCAGUCGUCCGCGUCUUCCGUCCACCCUCUCCUCUCCACGGCACUCUCGAUCUCAUCGUCCACCUACAACGCUUCCAAGAAUUACAUCCCGCCUUUCCGCUACGUCGCCGAAUCGGCCGAGAACGUCGCUGCCCCCGUGGUCCGCCGCACCGGCCUCGAAAACUACAUCCGUCGAGGCCUCACGCGCCACCGUAGCAACGAUAAAGCCGAGCCUAACGGUGGGGAAAAGAAGCGAAGGAAAUCGGAGAAGGAACCGGCCCCCGCAACACCCGAGAAGCAAUUGGUAGAGGUCCAGAAUAGUCGCGAGCGCGGUUGGCAGACGAGAUUGUACUACUCGUCCACGGGACUCGCGACUGCCCUUUCCGACGAGUCGCGGCGGUCACUCAAAUACUGCCUCAAGAUCCUCCUGGCGGCGAACGGAAACUUGAUGAAAGUCAUCGCCACUCUUACGAACGUUGUCGACGAACUGGACCAGUAUCUGAGCCAGAAGUGCGGCGAGGGCUCGUCGGCACCUACUUCACCGCCCCUGGGAGUAGCAGGGUACCUAGGAGAGGGCUACGAGCAGCGCCGCCAACACCUGGCGGAGACUGUCGACCGGCUCAAAGACGAAGCGCUCAAGACGCUGAAAGUGGUCGUCGACACCAUCUCCCGAUACGCGGGGGGCGCGCUGCCCGAGCAUGCGAGGAACGUGGUCAAGCGGCAGCUCUUGAGCUUUCCUCUCAAGUGGCAGGCGGCAACAUCUUCCACCUCCUCCGGCGACGUCGAGCAAGGUGUCACCAUCGCCGAGCCCGAAGACGACACCGGCAGACGAACGAAAGGAAAGGCGGUGCGUGUUCUGAUGAUGGCGCGUGAGGGACUGGACAUGAUGCGUGGUGUCGCCGAGGUGGUCGAUGGGACCCUCGUCAGCGCCGAGGAGUGGUGCGAGCGCUUCGGCAAGAAGACGGAUGAGCAGGAGGACGGCUCGCUGCCGGAGAAGGACGAGAGGAAGCGCGUCAGCUGGAUGGAUGCUCCUACUGCUACUACUACUACCAACGCCACCACCGCCACACCGGAACGCGAGGCGGACGGCGAUGUCUCCAUGGCUAAGGCGGGGUGAUGAGAUCUGCUCCGCACCAUCGUGCAUGCACACUGCCAUUUCUUGCAGUCGAGUCGAGUCGAGUCCAGUCGUAUUAGGUUAUUGGGUUAUUGGGAUUUUGUUUUUGUUUAUUGUUUGUUUGGUUAUCGCUUGCUUGCUUGCGCGGGAGGGUCGGGGUGGGGUGGGAGGCGUCCAGUCAGUUUGUUACUUUUGUUACUUUACCUUCAUUUCUUGGUAUGGUAU
This is a messenger RNA of Tricharina praecox, 1644 nucleotides long. Its product is annotated as transcription factor Opi1-domain-containing protein. Gene Ontology annotation, molecular function: transcription corepressor activity. The transcript has 2 exons. The record is from RefSeq and is a predicted model, not a curated record. Bases 109 to 1422 code for a protein of 437 amino acids. Gene Ontology annotation, cellular component: endoplasmic reticulum; nucleus. NCBI's taxonomy places the organism in Eukaryota, Fungi, Ascomycota, Pezizomycetes, Pezizales, Pyronemataceae. Gene Ontology annotation, biological process: phospholipid biosynthetic process; endoplasmic reticulum unfolded protein response; regulation of transcription by RNA polymerase II.